Molecule: messenger RNA, 707 nt
Organism: Rhopalosiphum padi (bird cherry-oat aphid)
Lineage: Eukaryota; Metazoa; Arthropoda; Insecta; Hemiptera; Aphididae
Product: pterin-4-alpha-carbinolamine dehydratase-like
Exons: 3
Coding region: 260-655 (131 amino acids)
Biological process (GO): tetrahydrobiopterin biosynthetic process
Molecular function (GO): 4-alpha-hydroxytetrahydrobiopterin dehydratase activity
Source: RefSeq, a predicted model, not a curated record
AGCGAAAUCUGGGCGGAACAAAGCGACGAGAGUAAAAAAUUAAUGACCAUAAAAAUAUAAUAACUUGUUUUAAAGUUUCUAAACUGAUUCAUUUCUCAGUUAAUAUCCGCAAUUAUAAAUCGAUCGACAAAAACGACGUGUCAUUAAUAGGCGAUAACCCAGGCUUAAUGCUGAACGCUGGUUCGGCAUUCUAAUCCCCAGACAUUAAAAUAUUACGUAACGUAAUUUGCUAACUUUCUCUUUGCGACCAGUUCGUUAAAUGACGGCAGUGUUCUUUAACAGUACGUGGAAACCAAUACUCAGUUGUGUAGUUAAAUAUUCGACUAAGCGUACUAGAAAAAUGCCAAGCCUAUUAACUAAAGAAGAUAGAGAGGAGUUACUCCAGCCAUUAUUCUCUAAUCAAUGGUCAUUAGUAAAAGACAGAGAUGCUAUUUACAAAGAAUUUUUAUUCUCUGACUUUAUUCAAGCAUUUGGGUUCAUGACUCAAGUAGCAUUAAAAAGUGAAAAAAUGAAUCAUCAUCCUGAAUGGUUUAAUGUGUACAAUAAAGUACAAGUUACAUUAUCCACACAUGACGUAAGUGGUUUGUCGUCAAACGAUGUUAAACUUGCCACAUUUUUGGACAAAACAGAAAAAACCAUUAAAGCAUCUUUAUAAUUUAUGGAUGUAAUUUCUAAAUAAAUAAAUUUUUAGAAGAAAAAAUACAAAA